Messenger RNA from Onychostoma macrolepis, 2368 nucleotides. RefSeq lists its product as uncharacterized. Gene Ontology annotation, molecular function: serine-type endopeptidase activity. The record is from RefSeq and is a predicted model, not a curated record. The coding region runs from base 50 to 2158 and encodes 702 amino acids. Gene Ontology annotation, biological process: proteolysis. The transcript is spliced from 16 exons. Lineage: Eukaryota; Metazoa; Chordata; Actinopteri; Cypriniformes; Cyprinidae.
UAACGUCUCAGAUUUAUCAGAUGCCGUAAAUGAUAUAAAAGCAAGAGAGAUGAUCUACAGAUACAUCAGUGAGAUACAUCACACACUCAUCUACAUCAUGACCUUCACCAUCUUCUCCAUCACCUGCCUUGCCCUGGUGGCCUCUGCUCUGGGUUGUGGAGUGCCUGCGAUUAAACCACAGACGAUCGGCAGCAGAAUUGUGAAUGGACAGAAUGCUAUCUCUGGUUCUUGGCCCUGGCAGGUCUCUCUCCAGCUCCCCAAUGGUUUCCACUUCUGCGGAGGAUCCCUGAUCAACCAGAACUGGGUUCUCACUGCUGCCCAAUGCGCUGUCGUGGCCGGCUAUCACCGUGUCAUUCUUGGAGAACAUAAUCGUGGCUCCAACGAUGAACCCAUCCAAAUCCAACUAGUUUCCAAGGUCAUCACCCAUCCGCGCUACAACAGUGCAACCUUCAACAAUGACAUUGCUCUGCUGAAACUGUCGUCUCCAGUCACAUUUACUCCCCGUAUCUCUCCUGUAUGUCUGGCUCCAUCAACCAUCAACAUCCUGCCUGGAACCCGCUGCUUCACCACUGGCUGGGGCCAGACUGCCACCACAACGAGCCCUGAGAUCCUGCAGCAAACAGGCGUACCUAUCAUAAGUCCUGCUGUGUGCAGGCAGCUAUGGGGUCAGAGCAGAAUCACUGAUACCAUGAUCUGUGCUGGAUCCUCCGGUUCCUCAUCUUGCCAGGGUGAUUCUGGUGGUCCUCUGGUGUGUGAGCGUUCAGGAGUCUGGACUCUGGUGGGCUCUGUCUCUUGGGAAAGUAGCACUUGUGACCCCCGUUUCCCUGCAGUCUACACCUGCAUCUCCCAGCUGCGCUCCUGGAUCGACAGGACUAUCCGCCCUCGUGAGGUUCAGCAGAGUGAACCAUCUCCUAUGGAACCCCCUCAUAAGGAUUGGGGUCCUAGCUCUGGUCUUAACUGUCCUGCCGCAUAUUGCUCCUCGGGUGGCUCUAGAAUGAACUUUCACAACGAGCAUUUCCUCAGACACUUUCCAGCCUUGAGAGUUCGAGAAAAAGCCCUCAGUGACAGCCAUCAAUGCCCCCAUUUCGGUGUGGUGGGCUGGCUUGAUCGGGCGAUUGGACAGCUUCCUGUUACGGAGGAGGGCAGGGCCAGACUGGGACACAAUUUCAGGCCGGGAAAUCUCACACUCAUCCAGGCCACACAGAAAAAAGAGGCCAAAUGGUACCUUUUGGGCUAUGAGCUCACUGGAUCUGAUGGGAUGGACCUCCAUAACGUCUCAGAUUUAUCAGAUGCCGUAAAUGAUAUAAAAGCAAGAGAGAUGAUCUACAGAUACAUCAGUGAGAUACAUCACACACUUAUCUACAUCAUGACCUUCACCAUCUUCUCCAUCACCUGCCUUGCCCUGGUGGCCUCUGCUCUGGGUUGUGGAGUGCCUGCGAUUAAACCACAGACGAUCGGCAGCAGAAUUGUGAACGGACAGAAUGCUAUCUCUGGUUCUUGGCCCUGGCAGGUCUCUCUCCAGCUCCCCAAUGGUUUCCACUUCUGCGGAGGAUCCCUGAUCAACCAGAACUGGGUUCUCACUGCUGCCCAAUGCGCUGUCGUGGCCGGCUAUCACCGUGUCAUUCUUGGAGAACAUAAUCGUGGCUCCAACGAUGAACCCAUCCAGAUCCAACUAGUUUCCAAGGUCAUCACCCAUCCGCGCUACAACAGUGCAACCUUCAACAAUGACAUUGCUCUGCUGAAACUGUCGUCUCCAGUCACAUUUACUCCCCGUAUCUCUCCUGUAUGUCUGGCUCCAUCAACCAUCAACAUCCUGCCUGGAACCCGCUGCUUCACCACUGGCUGGGGCCAGACUGCCACCACAACGAGCCCUGAGAUCCUGCAGCAAACAGGCGUACCUAUCAUAAGUCCUGCUGUGUGCAGGCAGCUAUGGGGUCAGAGCAGAAUCACUGAUACCAUGAUCUGUGCUGGAUCCUCCGGUUCCUCAUCUUGCCAGGGUGAUUCUGGUGGUCCUCUGGUGUGUGAGCGUUCAGGAGUCUGGACUCUGGUGGGCUCUGUCUCUUGGGAAAGUAGCACUUGUGACCCCCGUUUCCCUGCAGUCUACACCUGCAUCUCCCAGCUGCGCUCCUGGAUCGACAGGACUAUCGCUUCCAACUAGAGCACCAUUCCAUGUUUAUCCACCAGAAGUGGCAAAAGCAGUUUUUAAUUAUUAAAAUGUAAUACAGUUGAUCUCUGUUGGUGGUGUUUUUUUGUUUUUUUUUCAGUCUAUCUAUGGUUCCAGUGAUCUGGUGGUUACUUCAUGUUACUGUUUUCUUGUUCAAGUGUAUUGAAGAGUGAAAUUAAUGAUCUGAAUAAUUAAAAAUCUCUG